Molecule: messenger RNA, 705 nt
Organism: Copidosoma floridanum
Lineage: Eukaryota; Metazoa; Arthropoda; Insecta; Hymenoptera; Encyrtidae
Product: putative inactive allantoicase
Biological process (GO): allantoin catabolic process
Molecular function (GO): allantoicase activity
Source: RefSeq, a predicted model, not a curated record
AUGAUUAAACUACAGAAUUGGGAUACAGUCGUGCCAAUGACCAAACUGCAUCCGGGACAACCAAAGACGCGCAAGCACUACAUCAAGGUGGACCAGACUGGCGAUCAACUCUUUACUCACCUGAGAUUCAACAUCUUUCGUGAUGGUGGUAUAGCUCGAUUGAGAAUAUAUGGUUUUGGCCUUGCGCAAGUGGACCGAAAUUCCGAGGCAAAAAAACAGCCUGUACAGGGUAAGUGUGUCGAGUUUAGUGACGCGUACUUCGGACACCCAAACAAUCUGUUGAAACUUGAACCGACCACUGGAAUGAAAGAUGGUUGGGAGACUUCAAGAAGACUUGAUAGGCCAGCCAUAAUUGAUAUUGAUGACAAUGGUUUCUAUGGUGGCGAGGAAUGGGCGGUGCUACAACUAGAUAAGACGAUUGUGGUGAGCUCUAUAGAGGUUGACACUACGCACUUCAAGGGAAAUUGCCCAAACAGCGUGAGAAUUGAUGGAGCUUGUGCUGCAGCAGAUGAAGAUACGAAAACUAUGGUUUGGGAAACGAUGUUGUCUCGAAGAAAGCUGGAUCCUAAUAGGAGCAACGGAUUAGUUACACUGUUGAAAGAGAUAAAACAGAAGCCAAUCAAUCACGUGCGAGUUGUAAUAAUGCCGGAUGGAGGAAUUGCCAGAAUAAGAAUUUACGGAAACGAGUUCUACACUUCACAGUGA